GUGCACGAAUCCCUGCAAAGUCGUGCGCUGCGACCGCCAACUGGUCUUAUAUAAGCACCGACGAGAGCAUCAGUUCACAACUUCCAACCAUGGCCGUCAAACUGCUCACUAUCUUCGCUUUUGCAGGCAUCUGCCUGGCGGCCGCGCUGCUGGUGUCCGCCGAGGAGCAGGGCGAGCACGUGCUGGUCAAGCGGUCCGGCAAUGGCUGGUUCAAGGCCCCCGGCAGCCCAACGAGCCGUCACACCAUUAAGGACGCCGGCGGCCAGCAGGUGGACCAUACCGUGGACCACAGCAACGGCCACGUCACCUCCGGGUACCUCGCCCUGGGCAAGAAUGCCCGGGACGACUCCCCUCACCGCACCGGCCAGCCCCACUCCGGCGGAGCGGCCAGCACUAGCGAGAAGAAGCCCAAGAAGAAGGGGCACUAGUCGGGCACCGAUCAUCACAGUGGCAAGAGAACUACUGGCUGAGGUUAAAGUUUUAUUCUGUCAAUAAAAAUUACCUUCGUCAAAUU
Messenger RNA from Thrips palmi, 514 nucleotides. RefSeq lists its product as uncharacterized. The coding region runs from base 90 to 428 and encodes 112 amino acids. The transcript has 2 exons. NCBI's taxonomy places the organism in Eukaryota, Metazoa, Arthropoda, Insecta, Thysanoptera, Thripidae. The record is from RefSeq and is a predicted model, not a curated record.